Molecule: messenger RNA, 2034 nt
Organism: Rattus rattus (black rat)
Lineage: Eukaryota; Metazoa; Chordata; Mammalia; Rodentia; Muridae
Gene: Lgals12
Product: galectin 12
Exons: 9
Coding region: 516-1460 (314 amino acids)
Biological process (GO): lymphatic endothelial cell migration; intrinsic apoptotic signaling pathway
Molecular function (GO): lactose binding; integrin binding
Source: RefSeq, a predicted model, not a curated record
GAAGGCAGGAGGAGCCAGGAACCUGGGGGCGGGGCCUCUCAAGGAACCUGCACACGUGUACCACCAGCAGCAGCACCACCACCUUCUUUUCCUGCUAUUGGCUGAAGGCCCAGGUGAGCCCCCAGGAAACUAAAGCCCUUGCUGAAAUGAGCCGGCCCCAGACUUGCCUUUGAAAUGGCCAAAUGCUUCUGACACAGAUGGGCUAGUUAACAGGUCCGCGAAUGAGUGCCAGCUACCGGUCCCUGGACGCAGGAGUUUCUGCUAGCAAACACAGUCCAGCAAAGCUGCCGCUGUGAACGACCAGAGCGGGGUUAAUGAGGGUCCUAGAGGUGGCCAGUGCCCUUCCCAGGUCGGCUCCGAGAAGCAUUAGGACUCCAUAGGGAGCAAGUAAGCUAACAGUUUGGACAGCUGUUGCAGAAGCUGAAGACCCUGGCUGGGAAACGUGAGUCAAUUCAGUGGGGAAUCGCGCGCACGGCUGGAAUCAGGAUCAGGCCCAGUUGGAGUUGCUCUUCCCCAUGUCAACUGAGGAACACCUGGACCCGAUCCCUGACAGCUUCAUCCUGCAGCCACCGGUCUUCCACCCUGUGAUUCCUUAUGUCACAACAAUUUUUGGUGGCCUGUAUGCAGGCAAGAUGGUCAUGCUGCAGGGUGUGGUCCCUCGCCAUGCACGGAGGUUUCAGGUGGACUUCCAGUGUGGGUGCUGCCUGCAUCCUCGGCCAGAUGUCGCCUUCCACUUCAACCCUCGCUUCUACACUGUCAAGCCCCAUGUCAUCUGCAACACCCUCCAAGGUGGACUCUGGCAGAAAGAGGUCCGGUGGCCAGGAAUCGCCCUGCAGAAAGGGGCUAGCUUCCUCAUCCUCUUUCUCUUUGACAAUGAAGAGGUGAAGGUGAGUGUGAACGGACAGCACUUUCUUCACUACCGCUAUCGGCUCCCACUGUCACGGGUGGAUACUCUUGAUAUAUCCGGCGACAUCUUGGUAAAGGCUGUUGGAUUCCUGAACAUCAAUCCAUUCGUGGAGGGUAGCAGAGAGUAUCCAGUUGGAUAUCCCCUCCUGCUGUAUAGCCCCAGGCUGGAGGUGCCCUGCUCUCGAGCUCUUCCUCGGGGUCUCUGGCCUGGGCAAGUCAUUGUAGUUCGAGGACUGGUCUUGAAAGAGCCAAAAGAUUUCACCCUGAGCCUGAGGGAUGGGGCCACCCAUGUUCCUGUGACACUCAGGGCUUCCUUCACAGACAGAACACUGGCCUGGGUCUCCUCCUGGGGACGAAAGAAGCUGAUCUCAGCCCCCUUCCUCUUUUAUCCCCAGCGAUUCUUCGAGGUUCUGCUUUUGUGCCAAGAGGGAGGGCUGAAGCUGGCACUGAAUGGGCAGGGGCUGGGGGCCACCAGCCUGGAUCAGAAAGCCCUGGAGCAGCUGCGGGAGCUCAGGAUCAGUGGAAGUGUCCAUCUCUACUGUGUCCACUGCUAAGGGCUCUGAGCACCUCAGCCAGAGAAGGGGAAGGACAGCUGCGACCAGGGCUCCACAGUUACAGCCCCACCCUGCCCUUCUCACUGGAGAACUUGCCCUGGCAUCACUGUUUCAGGCCUAGUUCACAUCUGGGUCACAUCUGAAUCUAAAAGGAGACACACACACACACACACACACACACACACACACACACACACACACUUAUUGCAUUUUAAUCUACCGAUUCUGAAAAUAAGGGCCCAGGUCAAUGUGUCUCUGCACCCAUCUUCCACAUUCAAAUUCUGUCUUGGUCUUCAUUCCAACACUCUGUGGUGACAUGGAGCUGAAACUCUAUCUGGGCCCAGCCACUGAGAAGGCAAAUAGAGUGUGAAUAAAAUGUGCCCCAAAUCUGUGAUCAACACACACCGUCCACACCCACCUUUCCGUCUGCACUCAUGCUAUCUACAGUCACUCACUAGAUUGUGAAGCCUUUGCCCAAAGUGAACAAAUAUCACAGCUGCUUUCAUGGUUUUGGUCAAAGGGAACCAGCCACAUCCCAGAAAAACACACUGAUAAUGCGGCCACAUUCUGGUCA